AACUUAACACAAAACAGUAGCUAAUAAGAAAAAGAUAUAAAGAAAAUGAAAGAGAGGAAAAGGGCAUUAUGCUCCCGGCACAGACUGUGCUCAUAAAGCCUAUUGCUACAGUGCAUAAGGCCCAGCCCGCGUUGGCCUUUUCCCCAACCUCUCACCAGAGGCAGAGAGGCCAUGGCGCGUACGCCGUCCACCCGCCGAUUGCCUCGCUGUCAAGCAUCCCGCGGCCCUUUGGUGGAUAAGGAGACCGUCCCCGACGCCGCUGUCGAACCCUACCUUAUCCACUUCUUCCCCCUUGCUCUCCUCCCCGAUCUGGAGAGGCACCCGUACGCAGCCGUUGACGCCGCCUCGUUGUUGACAUGCUCCGGCACCACCCCGUCCCGCUCGAAGGCGCCCAGGAGCUGCGCCUCGACGUCCUCUACCUCCACAACAACACUCUCGAGCAAGGACGUACUUUACAGUCGCCAUCGAGCACAUCUCCGCGUACAUCGUCGCCGUACGCCGUCGUUUGCCGCUACUCCGGUCCGUCCCCGGCCGCCCCGACCACGUCCCCGAGUCCACUACCCCGAGACCGCUGCCGGUACCCCUGUGAUCGCCUACAUCGACGAUGAACCCUUCUUACCAGAGCAACCAGAUGCUGGAGCCCAGGAGCUAGACGCCACCGUCGACAACGACUCCUACUACACCGGAGGUGCCUACUACUACGUGCAGGCCGCUGACGACGACCAGGAGUAGUUUAGGAGGAUCCCAG
This is a messenger RNA of Aegilops tauschii subsp. strangulata, 748 nucleotides long. The record is from RefSeq and is a predicted model, not a curated record. Lineage: Eukaryota; Viridiplantae; Streptophyta; Magnoliopsida; Poales; Poaceae.